AUGAUACCCGUUACCGCUCCGUACGCAGCCCUUCUGGGGGUCUGCCUGUUGGGGUACUUUGUCGUCUACCCCGUCUUCGAGUACUUCCGCGAUCCCAAGGGUCUCCGGAAAUACCCCAACCUGACGCCGCUCUCGGGCAUCUACAACAUCCCGUUCAUGAUGCUCGCCCACACGGGCGCCCGUUCGACGCACAUGGUUGAGCUCCACAAGAAGCACCCCGUCAUCCGCAUCGGCCCCAACUCGCUGUCGUACGGCGACGUGCGCGCCAUCAAGGACAUCUACGGCCACGGCACCAAGUGUACCAAGGAUGGCCAGUACCAAGUCACCGCCGGCUCCCACUUCCACCUUGCCGACGUCAUCGACAAGCCAGACCACGCACGCAAGCGCAAGGUCCUAUCGGCAGCAUACGCACUCAAGAACCUCGAGGAGUGGGAGCACAAGGUGGCGGACAAGACAUCCCGGCUCGUCAAGCAGCUUGACAAGCGCUGCACGGCGCCCCUCCCCAAGGGCCAGGUCGUGCCCGACGCCGCCGACAUCACCGUCGACUUCCGCAAGUGGGCCAACUUCUUCACGCUCGACGCCAUGGCCGACAUCGGGCUGUCCGAGAUCCUCGGCUUCCUCGACGCCGGCGACGACCUGAUCACGUGCCGCCGCCCCGACGGCACCACCUACCAGUGCCACUUCCGCGAGUGCCUGUACGACAACGCGCGCAAGCAGUCGUACAUUGUGUGGUCGUACGACUGGUACAAGGUGCUCGACAAGCUCACCAACCUCAUCCCCAAGUACGGCCGCAUGGGCGCCAACGGCAAGCUGUGGGACGGCAUCCCUCCGGAACUGUCCCGCCGCCGCCUCGAGCGCUACGAGCGCGGCGAGAAGCUCGACGACUUCUUCCAGGCGCUGAUGGAGGACAAGAACGGCGGCGCCAACAACCUCGAGUGGGGCGAGAUCGUGGCCGAGGUCUCGAUCAUGAUGAACGCCGGCACCGUCACCACCGCUAUCGCCAUCACCAACGCCCUCUACCACCUCAUCCGCCACCCGCAGGCCCUCGCCAAGGUCCGCGAGGAGCUCGACGUCGCCCUCGACGACGACGACGUCGUCGCGCCGUACGACAAGGUCAAGCACCUGCCCUACCUGCGCGCCUGCCUCGACGAAUCCCUCCGCAUCACGCCCCCCACGCCCCAGGGCCUCCCGCGCGAGACGCCGGCCGAGGGUGCGCAGGUGUUGGGCGACUGGAUCGCCGGCGGCACGAGCGUGGCGAUGUCGGCGCUCGUCGCGCACCGCGACGAGAAGGUGUAUCCGCAGGCGGACAAGUUCAUCCCGGAGCGCUUCCUCGGCGAGAGCGGGAAGGCGCUGCAGCCGUACUUUAUCGCCUUCUCCGCCGGCGCGCGCGGCUGCAUCGGACGGAACAUUUCGUACCUCGAGCAGGCGGUCGUCGUGGCGACGAUGGUCAAUCGGUACGAGUUCGCGCUGCCGAGCCCGAGCUGGGAGAUGCAGCGCGAGGAGACGAUGAAUUGGCUGUUGAAGGAUAUGCCGGUGAAGGUGUGGAGGAGGGAGAAGGAGGUUAAGGCUUGA
Molecule: messenger RNA, 1572 nt
Organism: Lasiodiplodia theobromae
Lineage: Eukaryota; Fungi; Ascomycota; Dothideomycetes; Botryosphaeriales; Botryosphaeriaceae
Product: Benzoate 4-monooxygenase cytochrome p450 protein
Exons: 2
Coding region: 1-1572 (523 amino acids)
Molecular function (GO): oxidoreductase activity, acting on paired donors, with incorporation or reduction of molecular oxygen; heme binding; monooxygenase activity
Source: RefSeq, a predicted model, not a curated record